This is a messenger RNA of Cladophialophora immunda, 1140 nucleotides long. RefSeq lists its product as uncharacterized. The coding region runs from base 57 to 740 and encodes 227 amino acids. The record is from RefSeq and is a predicted model, not a curated record. Gene Ontology annotation, cellular component: mitochondrion. Gene Ontology annotation, biological process: iron-sulfur cluster assembly. The transcript has a single exon. Lineage: Eukaryota; Fungi; Ascomycota; Eurotiomycetes; Chaetothyriales; Herpotrichiellaceae. Gene Ontology annotation, molecular function: 2 iron, 2 sulfur cluster binding; iron ion binding; 4 iron, 4 sulfur cluster binding.
CGGGCUGCCCUGCACUCUACACGCCUGCAACGCACACAGAGAUCGUCUCAGCACAAAUGACAAUGUCGCAAACCCCAAUGAGACUCGCAUUCCGAGCCGCACGUCCUCUACGGAGGCCACAGGACCCGACGACCUACCUGCGAGCAUGUCGAGGCAUCUCCAAUGCCUCGCCGCACCCGAUGACAAACCCCAGACGACAAGCUCCCUCCCGUCCCAUGCUAUCGCUAGAAAGGCAGAGCCUGACGGACAGAAGACCCCUCUCCUCUACGCCCGUUAGUCAGGCGACGGUGGUCGUGCGGAACCCGCGCGUCGACGACGACGGGCACGAGAUGACCAUCACCAUCUCCGAGCGAGCUGCCAAACGCCUGAAGCAGAUCACAAGCGCGCCGGCGCAGAAGAACACCCUCGUCUCUUCCACAUCCUCACAGUCGUCGCCGCAAGACUCCCACCUCCGCGUCACGGUUACCUCGGGCGGCUGUCACGGCUUCCAGUACCUGAUGUCCCUGGAGGACUCGUCCAAGAUCGACACGGAAGAAGACACCAUAUUCGCAAACGACGACAAGACGGCGCCCGCAGGGCCCGGCAAAGCCGAGGUGGUCAUGGACUCUGCGAGCCUGGAGUUGUUGAAGGGCAGCACCAUUGAUUUCACCCAGGAAUUGAUCGGGAGCCAGUUCAAGGUGGUGGGGAAUCCGCGGGCGACGAGUAGUUGUGGAUGUGGCACGAGUUUUGAUAUUGAAUGAGGAAGACAAGACAGAACAACAGGGGAGAUGGGGAGGAUUGUGACUUGGCUGGAUGGAUGGCGCUGUGAGAAAUUUGUGCGUCGGUUCUGGUCACUGGGGCAAGAUUCACUGCUCAACAGAGACAUUGGACACGUAUGCCCUCUCGCAGCAGCGACGGCGGGUGCCUUCUAAGAGAGGAUCUAGGCAGCUUGAGAUAUUAUUCACAUGAAGCGUUCAGCCAGCCUAUACUAUGAAAAUUCUUUCCCCCUAAGCUUACAAGACCUUUGAUGAGGAGGAUAGUUACUGGGUUAGAUAUCUUGUAUUGAAGGAUUUGGAAUGACAUAUGAUGCCCGCGCAUUUGCUCGGGUUGGGGAGAGGAGAGAUGUCUAGAAGUGACAAGCCCAAAGAAUGUCGGUCACAG